UAAUUAAAUUUCGAACGCAUUAAAUAGAAAGGUAGAAAGGAAAUACCAGCAUAAGAGAUCAAUUUAAUACGGUUACGAAAAAAUUUGAAAUUUAAAUGAAGUUAUGUCGUUUAAUUCACAUUUGUCAAAACAUUUUUACUUGAAGAGGUUUUCUUUAUUCUUCCAGAAUAUUAAAAAAGUGCGAUCAUGCGAAGACAGGAUAUUUGCUUUGUAGUUUUGUUUGGUAUGCUCCAAGUACUCGCAUUGGCAAGAGCAGACGGAGAGGAUUAUACAUAUGAUGACGAACCUUUACGGGUGCGCAUCGGCAAGACAGAGUUAUUAGUUUGGAACAUGCCGCUGGAUUGGCAAAGCGCCUAUGAAUUUUGUGAGAACGAUAACAGUAAUUUGGUGGUUUUGAAUAACCGUGAGAAAAUUGUGAAAUUGCAAUUGUUUUUAAUAAAAAACAGAGAAAACCGGCAGUUAUUUGCAUACUGGAUUGGUGGCAACGAUUUGGAAGAGCUCAAUAAAUGGAAAUGGAUACCGAUUAAUAAGCCAUUUACAUAUACACAUUGGCUGGAUGGUGAACCGAAGCGAUCUUCUAGUAAACGCUGCGUAGGGAUAGAUUUCCCGACGCUUGGUCGUUGGCACAAUAGUCCCUGUUCUCACUUGCGUAACUUCAUCUGCGAACGAACAAUAAUUUAGAUUAAUUGCAUAGUUAUAUAGAAGUUUAUUUUUCAGUGAUUGGAUUAGAGAAAUGUUAAGAUAUUAAGUAACUUUCUAUACGUGUAAUGGUGUACAUAAUCCCAAGAGUAAUCACUGCUUGUAAUUAUUAUCACUCACUAGAUAAUUGAUAAUUAUUUAUGUUUAAUAUUAAGAAGUUCUUAUUUAAAAAUACCCUUAAUAAUUGUUAACUUUCUAUACGAGUGAUGAUAUAAUCCCAAGAGUAAUAACUGCUUGUAAAGUGAUUAUUCGUGUGAUUAUGUAAAUUAUGUAAACCAUUACUCGUAUAAAACGUUACUUAACAUUUCAACAUUUCGAAAAUCCAAUCACUGAAAAAUAAAAUUUUAUAUAGAUAUACAAUUAAUCAAAAUUAUAGUCUAGUUCUAAUUUUUAUAUGAGUAAUCCAAAAGGUAGGUUAUGUCCACAUUUUUAUUUUUUAGUAACCACUUUCGAAAGUUGUAGUAAUAUUAUAUAUCUCUAUUUGGCGUCUAACUACGAAAAAAAUGGAUGAUUUUUAAAAAAAUUUUUGGUUCAUUGCCCAGCCUAGUGUUGUACAGCGUAAUGUUAAAUAUGCAUAAAUAUCGUCCUUAUUGCUUAAAAUAAUUGGGGUUCAUCGAUGGCUGUGUCAAAUCUCAGUUUUAUUGUUAGUAUCCUUCUGGGAAAUAAUAGCGUAAAAUACAAAGUUAGAGAAAUUUUAUCAGAGUUGAGAAUUCUCUUGCUACUCGGUGAUAAAAAAUAAGUGGUUCCGCCAAAUAUUAGCAAAUUCGAUGUAUAUAAGGUCUACCAACAACAAUGAUGUGAUGUUGAAAUGAAAUAAACUCUCAAAUUUGAUAAAAAUGGGUUCUAUUAUUUUUUCUAUGCAGGUAAUUAUAUGCCAUUUAUGAUUUGUACAAAGUUUCACUCAAAUAGCCACGAUGGCUCUGUUUGCAUAUAUCUACUUGUAUAUUGUGCUGAAUGUUAUUUUCGAGCGUUUCGGGUAGAGAUUCUCCGCUCCGAUUUGUUCAAAUUCUGGGAAAAAAAGUCGGUCAGCAUCGUGAUAUAACGCUUGAUGAUUAACGAUUGAUUGCAACGGCAUUUCCUGCAUCAUUUCGAAAGAAAUAAGGCCCGAUGAUGCUGUCAUACUACAAUCCGCACCAAACGGUCAAUUUUUGGGGAUGCAGUUGCGUUUCCUGAAUCACACGAAAUUUUGACUCACCCCAAUAGCGGCAGUUUUGUUUAUUGACGAAGCCAAUAAACCAGAAAUGGGUCUCAUCUAUGAAGUCCGCGUUUUGCGCGAAGAGGUCUUACAGUAGCCACCGGAGAAAGUAAAUUUUCGUAAUAAUUUUUGGCAAUUUCCAAGCGUUGUUCCAAAGUAAAACGUGACAUGAUGAAAUGACAAACCUUGCUUAACACACUGACAAAAGUUCGCACAAAUCUGUAAACAAACAUGGCCGAAACGAGCUAUCAAAAUCAUGUCAUCCCUAUUGGUUGACGGUGUAUAUAUACAGCAAUACAUGCUGAUGCAUUAUAAUUUAAUUUCGUACGCAUUAAUUAGAAAGCUAUUUAUAUUAGCACAACAGAUCAAUUUAAUACGGUUGCGAAGAAAAUUUGUUAUUGAAAUAAAGUUAUGUCGUUUAAUUUGCAGUUGUAAAAAUAUUUUUACUUGAAGAGGUUCUCUUUAUUCUUUCAGAAUAUUAAAAAAGUGCGAUCAUGCGAAGACAGGAUAUUUGCUUUGUAGUUUUGUUCAGUAUGCUCCAAGUACUCGCAUUGGCAAAAGCAAACAUUGAUGGGUGGGAAAUGGACUCUGGCGAACUAUAUCAAAAUGUUGAGGGAGCUUAUUCGGUGCGUUUCGGCAAGACGGAGUACACAGUUUGGCACAGACAGCCGCUGAGUUGGCAAAGCGCCUAUGAGUUUUGUGAACGCUAUAAUAGCAGUCUGGUGGUUUUGAAUGAUCGUGAGAAAAUUGUGAAAUUACAAAUGUUUUUAGUAAAGAACAAUUUUGUUCAAGCCCGAAUCAACGACGAUGAGCCAGGCUUCAUUUACUGGAUUGGUGGCAACGAUUUGGAAGAACUCAAUAAGUGGAAAUGGAUACCGAUUAAUAAGCCAUUUACAUAUACACACUGGCUGGUUGGCGAACCGACGCGAUCUUCUAGUCAACGUUGUGUUGAGAUGGGUGACAAGGCGCUUGGUCGUUGGAGCAAUAGUCCUUGUUCUUUCAAGCGUUACUUCAUCUGCGAACGUAGCUUUAAAUCUGUGCGCCAAAGAACUGAAUUGUAAUAUUGUUGAAUUGUAUGUUUAUGCAGACGCAUACUUAUCAGUUUAUGGUUAUAGAAAUGGUGAUAAGGACUAAUUACUUUUUUCAUUUCUACCAUAUUCAAAAUUUUCUGAAUAUGUUUAGUAGUUGUCAAGUUAUGACUACUCUUAAAUAAUAACGCUGUUAAGAAAAUAA
Molecule: messenger RNA, 3127 nt
Organism: Bactrocera oleae (olive fruit fly)
Lineage: Eukaryota; Metazoa; Arthropoda; Insecta; Diptera; Tephritidae
Product: CD209 antigen-like protein C
Molecular function (GO): signaling receptor activity
Source: RefSeq, a predicted model, not a curated record